UGUCAACGUUAAAAAAACUAAGUUAAAAUGUAUCAUAAAGAAUUCAUGAAAGAAGCCUUAAAUAUGGCUGAAUUGGCAUUAAGGAAUAAUGAAAUUCCAAUUGGUUGUGUUUUUGUAUAUAAAAAUAAUAUUAUUGCUAAAGAAAUGAAUAAUACAAAUGAAAGUUUAAAUGUAUUAUAAAAAGAAAGAUUAUAAAUCUUUUAUUUUUAAUGUUUUAAAGGGAACAUUUCAUUGUGAAAUGAUUGCUAUUAAUAAAAUUUUGGAGAAAUAUCCAAGUAAAAUUUUUGAAGAAGUUGAUCUUUAUGUUACAGUGGAACCAUGUAUUAUGUGUGCAUCAGCAUUAAGGCAAUUGCAUAUUAAAUGUGUUUAUUUUGGAUGUGCAAAUGAAAAAUUUGGAGGUACAGGUAGUAUUUUUAGAUUACAUGAUGAUGAGGGAGUAGAUCCUAUUUAUUCAGUUUUUCCAGGAUAUUAUAGAGAAGAUUCAAUAUUACUUUUAAGGAAAUUUUAUUUACAAGAAAAUAAGAAAGCACCAAAACCAAAAUCUAAAAAAAAUAGAAAAAUGAAAUAUGAUAUACCUUUAUUAGAUAUUCAACGUUAUUCAUCUCGAGCUUCAUAAUCAUUUAAUUUCAAAUCAAUAUAUUUUAUAUUUUUAAAAUCAAG
Messenger RNA from Pneumocystis carinii B80, 660 nucleotides. RefSeq lists its product as hypothetical. Gene Ontology annotation, biological process: tRNA wobble adenosine to inosine editing. Gene Ontology annotation, molecular function: tRNA-specific adenosine-34 deaminase activity. The record is from RefSeq and is a predicted model, not a curated record. Lineage: Eukaryota; Fungi; Ascomycota; Pneumocystomycetes; Pneumocystales; Pneumocystaceae. The transcript has 4 exons. Bases 170 to 616 code for a protein of 148 amino acids. Gene Ontology annotation, cellular component: nucleus; cytoplasm.